AUGAAAUUGUCUUCCACAACAUUGUUAAUGCUAUCAUUAGCUCUUCCUUCAGCGCUCAGUAAUUCAGGACAUGCGGUGAUUAUUUCCCUAGAUGUUGAUGUUUUUAUAUAUCUUCAUACUAAUAAAAGCCAUUCAAAUUGGCUAAUGCCGAAUGACAGAUGUUACAAUUAUCAAUGUGUGCAAAUUGCCCGUGACAAUACAACUGCCGCAUGGCAACUAAUCGAAAUCUUUUUUUCACUACAUCCUUUACAAUGCAAAUGA
Echinococcus granulosus is the source of this 261-nucleotide messenger RNA. RefSeq lists its product as hypothetical. The transcript is spliced from 4 exons. The coding region runs from base 1 to 261 and encodes 86 amino acids. Lineage: Eukaryota; Metazoa; Platyhelminthes; Cestoda; Cyclophyllidea; Taeniidae. The record is from RefSeq and is a predicted model, not a curated record.